This is a messenger RNA of Laetiporus sulphureus 93-53, 861 nucleotides long. RefSeq lists its product as uncharacterized. The record is from RefSeq and is a predicted model, not a curated record. NCBI's taxonomy places the organism in Eukaryota, Fungi, Basidiomycota, Agaricomycetes, Polyporales, Laetiporaceae. The transcript is spliced from 3 exons. The coding region runs from base 1 to 861 and encodes 286 amino acids.
AUGAAGUCAAUGGUCGACAAUGAACUCAAGAAAAUGUAUAAUGUGCUCAGCGACAAAAUGUAUGAACACAAAAGAAUUCUUGAGGCCUCUAUCCAGUCAGCUCAAACAGAGCGACGACUCAAGGAGGCGGUACUCAAGUUCAAGAACGAGAAACUCUUGGACAGGAUCAAGGCUCAGGACACACACAUGGUCAUCCUCAAUGAUGAAAUCACAAGCACUCAGAGAGCCAUGUUAGACAUGGGGAAGAAAAUGAUGGAACUAGGCAGCGAGAACACCAAGCUGCAUCAUGAGUUAGCUUCACUCAAAGCAAGCAGCGUCACAACAAUGCAAGGUCACACCUCUGGUCAGGUACAAUUGCGCAAACUGCACGUCAAGAUAGCCGAACCUCCACACUACUCAGGCAAAGGAAGUCUGGAGGACUGGCUUCAACAACUCAGCAUCCGGAUGCAGUGGAAUGAGAUCAAUGACAAUGAAAUAUGCUACAAGGACAGCAGCACAGCAGGCACUCGGUACUUGAGAGAUUUCAUUGACAUUCUCAAAGUCAACUACAGGACCCUCGACCCAGACAAGGAUGCGCAACAGCACCUGAAGGAGAUCUGCACAAAGACCUACCCCACCAUGGUCUCCUUCGCAGAAAGGUUCUGUCAAUGGGCCACCAAGACCAACUUGGGGCACAUCACACUAAUCAGUUAUAUCGCUGAACAUAGAGACAAGGAUCCGGAGUAUCUCGACCUAUGUCUCCAACUCGAAUUCAAGUUCAGGGCCGACAAAGCAGGACAUCGUGGAACAACGACAUCAUCAUCACCGGCACCAAGAGCCUCGAAGGACCCCAAUGCAAUGGCUGUGAACCACGUGUCCUAA